AUGGCGAUGAGCAGUGAGCCUGGCAUCCAAAGUCUGGAGUCCAGUUCUGAGGAACAGAGCAGUAGUCUCACAGACAUCUUAGCCGCCAUGUCCACGCAAGAUUUGGGUGGUUCUGUGAGGAAUGGACGUGCUCAGCUGGACAAAAGGACUCAACCAUCACGUCCUCAGUUGAGUGGGAGGAAGUUCUCUCUACAGGAGAGAGGAACAUACCUCUCAUCCGGAGGGGGCUACACACACGUCUCCCCUCGUGUGGCUCGGAGGCCCACAGUGGAGUCCAAACGUGUGUCCAUUUCGGACUCUCAGGAUUGUAUCCAGUUGAACCAGUAUAAAUUGAAGAGUGAAAUUGGAAAGGGAUCUUAUGGUGUGGUCAAACUGGCAUACAAUGAGGAUGAUGACAAACAUUAUGCCAUGAAAUUAGUGUCAAAGAAAAAGCUAAUGAAGCAGUGUGGUUUUCCUCGUCGUCCACCGCCAAGAGGACCCAAGGCUGUCCAAGGUGAACAGCCCAAAUUUUUGGGACCGUUGGAAAGAGUCUACCAGGAGAUUGCCAUCCUGAAAAAGCUCGAUCACGUCAACGUUGUUAAACUUGUGGAGGUGCUGGAUGAUCCUUCCGAGGACAACCUUCACAUGGUAUUCGAGUUGAUGCGCAAAGGACCAGUGAUGGAAGUACCCACAGACAAUCCUUUGUCAGAGGAACAGGCAAGAUUAUACUUCCGAGACGUCAUCCUUGGUAUAGAGUAUCUGCACUACCAGAAAAUUGUACACCGCGACAUCAAGCCUUCUAAUUUGUUACUUGGGGACGAUGGCCAUGUAAAGAUUGCAGAUUUCGGAGUGAGCAACCAGUUUGAGGGCAAAGACGCACUACUGUCCAGCACUGCUGGUACUCCUGCUUUUAUGGCACCGGAGACCUUGUCAGACAAACGCAAGAGCUUCAGUGGGAAAGCACUGGAUGUUUGGGCCAUGGGAGUCACCCUUUACUGUUUCAUCUUUGGAAAGUGCCCAUUUAUUGACGAAUACAUAUUGGCUUUACACAACAAGAUAAGGACCAAACCUGUGGAUUUCCCGGAAACAACAAAAAUCAAGGAAGAACUGCGAACUUUGAUCUUGAGAAUGCUGGACAAGAACCCGGACACCCGGAUCACUAUUGCUGAGAUCAAGGUGGACCAAUGGGUGACUCAGGGGGGCUCUGACCCUCUCCCCCUGGAAGAGGAACACUGUUCAGUGGUAGAGGUGACCGAAGAGGACAUCAAGAACUCAGUCAAGUUUGUACCCAGCCUGUCUGCUGUGAUCUUGGUCAAAGCCAUGUUGAGGAAACGUUCCUUCAGUAAUCCAUUUGAGUGUCCUAGUCGGAAGGAGGAGAGAUCUAUGUCUGCACCCAGCAGCCUGCUCAUGGACUCUAGGCCUUUCCGGCCAUCUUUAAAACUGCACCCAUCACUCAGAAAGAGCAGCACUGGUGACGGGCCCAGGGAAGGCGAACUGGAGGAUCUGCAUGAAGAUGAAGCUUCCUCUUGA
Nerophis lumbriciformis (worm pipefish) is the source of this 1509-nucleotide messenger RNA. The record is from RefSeq and is a predicted model, not a curated record. Lineage: Eukaryota; Metazoa; Chordata; Actinopteri; Syngnathiformes; Syngnathidae.